AUUUGAUUUCAGUAGUUACAACUAAAAAGAUGGCGCCCGAAUGAAGGACGCUCAGCUAAGUGCUUGCAAUACGUUUUUAAAUUUAUAUACUCAAUAAUACCAUAUAUUCAUUAGGAAAUGAGUAAUCUUUCACCAUUUGGGGGUGGUAAAAACCCACCGUGGGUUCGUAAUGCAGGUCAGGGAAUUCAAAAUAUUCAACAACAAAUGUUAGGUCAAGCAAUGGGUGGUAUGGGUGGACAACCCAUGGUUCAAUAUCAACAACAAACACAACAGGUUUAUCAACAAAGUUUGGGGUUACAACAGCCCAAUAUAACAAUGGCAUCAAUGGCAACACUUGGAUCUAAUUUGCCAUCGGGUAUAGCUGGACAGUUAUAUCCACAAGUUGCUACUGUUUCAUACCCAACACCAAGAGCAUUAAAUACAAAUGCAUUUCAACCUUCUGUAGCUGGUGUUCCACAGCAGGUACAACAAAAUGUACCUUCAUCAUCCACCAAACAGAGAGUUUUUACUGGCACAGUUACCCAAGUAUAUGAUAAUUUUGGUUUUGUUGACGAAGAUGUGUUCUUUCAAACAAAUGCAUGUGUCAAGGGAUCUAAUCCAGUUGUGGGAGAUCGUGUACUUGUGGAAGCAUCAUAUAAUCCAUCCAUGCCAUUUAAAUGGAGUGCUACAAGAAUACAAGUACUUCCUAUGGGGAAUAACAAUAAUAAUUCUAAUACACCACAAAAUAAUCAAACUACUCGACAACAACAACAACAACAACAACAACAGCCACAACAAAAUCGAACCUCUGGAACAUACAAUGCAGUACCCCCUCCAACUGAAAAUCCUAAUAAUAGAUUUACAACUAGUGUGGCCAGUGCGAGCACAGUUAGUAAUCGUAACAAAGUUGGUAGAGUGAGGGAAAGAUCUCCUCGAGAGCGAAAAAAUGAAGAAGAUGAGAUUGAGAGGAAAAGACGUCGCGAGGAAAGAAUUAGAGAGCGUGAGAAAAAAGAAGAACGCAGUCCAUCAAGGACAAGAAGAAGUAAAUCUCCUAGACCAAGAAGACGUACCAGAGUUGUACCUCGUUAUAUGGUACAAAUACCAAAAAUAGCACUUGACUUGCCCGAAGCUGAUGUACUUGAAAUAAGAAGGCGUUAUCAGAAUAUGUAUAUUCCCAGUGAUUUCUUUUCUACCAACUUUCGUUGGGUUGACGCUUUUCCACCACAUAUGCCAUUUGCACUCAAUAAACCAUGUUCUUUUCAUGUUAUGCACAAGGAUGUUGAUCCUUGUUCUGAAAACGUAGCAGUGCUAGAACCUUCUGAUGCUGAUUACAUUUUUUCUGCAAAGGUUAUGUUGAUAUCCAUGCCUGCUAUGGAAGAGAUAUAUAAACGGUGUUGCGGUGUAUCUGAGGAUAGAGAUCCUGAUCGCGAUUAUGUGCAUCCAACACGUUUAAUAAACUUCUUGGUAGGCUUGCGUGGCAAAAAUGAAACAAUGGCUAUUGGUGGGCCAUGGAGUCCUUCAUUGGAUGGUCCUAAUCCUGAAAAAGAUCCAUCAGUUCUGAUCAGGACAGCAGUGAGGACUUGUAAAGCACUUACGGGAAUAGAUCUAUCCAGCUGCACUCAGUGGUAUCGCUUCCUGGAACUCUACUACAGACGUGCAGAAACGACCCACAAGUCAGGGCGAGUGGUGCCCUCUCGCGUUGAAACCGUCAUACUAUUUCUCCCAGAUGUUUGGAGCUGUGUACCUACCAGAUUGGAAUGGGAUGGCCUGCAACUCAGCUAUAAGAAACAACUGGAGCGAAAAUUGCUACGUGCCGCCUCUAACCCCGACGAUUCGGAUGCUACCAAUGACACUGAUGAGGCUGCCGUCGCUGAUCAAAAGGAUGAUCCGGUGCCCGAGAAAAAAGAUCCUACUCAUUACUCAGAGCUGGACCCAAAAUGCAUGAAUGUGAAUGAUUUAAGACAAGAAUUAGCUGCUCGUAACUUAAAUUGUAAAGGCUUGAAGUCGCAGUUACUUGCAAGACUAUCGAAGACAAUAGCAUCAGAACAGGCCAAAGAAGAAGGAAGGCAAGAUGAUAUGGAAGAAACUGAGAAAGACAUUUCGCCACCGCCAAAAGAAGAUGAUGACAAAAAGUUCAGAGAUAGUAAAGAUCAUGAUGAAGAUCGUAAGAAAUUGUGUGAACGUGAACGUAUUGCCCUAGAAAAGCGAUAUACUUUACCAGAAUCGUCUCACAUUGUCGUACAUCCUUCAAGAAUGGCUAAAAGUGGCAAAUUCGAUUGUACUGUAAUGUCUUUAAGUGUAUUAUUGGAUUACAGACCAGAAGAUACAAAGGAGCACUCCUUCGAAGUAUCAUUAUUUGCGGAACUCUUCAACGAGAUGCUGAUGAGAGAUUUUGGUUUCCGUAUUUAUCGAGCACUGUGUAGCCUUCCUGAAAAGCCUAAAGAAAAGGACGAUGAUAAGAAGAAAGAUAAAAAAGAUGACAAGAGAGAUGAAAAGAAAGAUGAUAAAAGGAAAGAUGAGGAGAAAAAGUGUGGCAGAAAAGAUGAACGCAAAGAUGAUAGAAGAAGAGAAGGAAGCAAGGAUAAGAAAGAUGAGAAGGAUGCAAGAAGUAAGGCAGACGAUAGAGAUCGUGAAAAAGACAAAAAUGAUGAUGAUGACGACGAUGAUGAAGAUGAAUCCGAUGACGAUGAUUCAAUUAAAGAUGGCAAAAAAGAUAGAGACAAGGAUGGGAGAAAGAGAAAGACAAAGUUGCAUACACACGAUCCUUAUCUUUUACUGUCAUUUGUAUAUUUCGAUCAAACCCACUGUGGUUACAUAUUUGAUAAAGAUAUAGAGGAACUUAUUUAUACCUUAGGAUUAAAUUUAUCCAGAGCACAAGUUCGUAAGCUAGUACAAAAAGUUGUGACAAGGGAUUCGUUGCAUUACCGCAAAUUAACUGAUAGAUCAAAGGAAGAUGAUUCUAAAGAAGAAAAGAAAGAUGAGAAAGAAACUGAUAAGAGUGAAUCCUUUAAGUCCGAAAGUGAAGAAGAGAUACUGCGUUCUCUAGCACUCGGAAAUAAAAAAUUAUUACCUGUAUUUGUCGGAAGCGGGCCACCUUCGAAGAGAGCACGACGAGAAAACACGCUUGCAGAGCAUUUGGAAGAAUCAACCAUACCUGAAGGUUACGUCAUGUACAAAGGUUCUUUGCUAGAUGUAGAAAAGCUUGUUAGUCAAUUGAAGAGAUCAGAAAAGGCUCGUUUGGACACUGAAGAACGGAUGAUGGAAUUGCAGCACGAGCUAACAGUGGUGAAUGAUAAAUCUAUGAAACAGUCAAGUAAUAUUAAGGUUCUGUCUGAAGAUUUGAAAAUGUAUAAAGACAAAUUAAAGAGUACGGAUGAAAAGCUAAAGAAAGCAUCAACUGAAUGCCAUACGUACCUCACCGCCGUAAAAAAUAUGUAUCAUAUAGCUGCGAAAAUGAUGCAGUCAGAUACAAAGAAAGUAGAGAUUGUAGAAAUACAAGACGAGAAGAUAAGUGAAAUAAAUGGAUCAGAAGGUGAAAAUAAGUAUAAAACAGAUACAAGAUGGGGGGACACUAAAACAAUAGUAAAAAAAGAAAUUGCGGAAACAGAUAAGGACAAGAAAUGCGACAUUAAAGUCUCAAUUAAAAAAGAAGUUACAGAAUCCGAUAAAGAGAAAAAGUAAAGAAAAUCACAGUUUUGAUUAAAGACGUAAAUGCACUGGUACAAAAUUCGAAUUAUUAUAACAGCGGAAGAUAAAGGGGGAAGAAUUUUAUUAUGAAAGUAGAAUGAGCUCCAAAGAUUCUGUUUUAUAAAUUUUUUCACUCUCUGGCACUGUCUCUGUACGUAUUAUAAUACGUACAAUUAGGAACAAUGUGAUGCGUUCUGAGAAAACUAAGUGAUAUUACAUUACUCAAAUGUACCUAUUAGAAUCAUUAUAUUGCAGUUUUUCACGUGAGUGUGUCAACUUUUUCGUAGAUAAAACAAAAUUCAUAAAAUUACCCAAAAUGCAACUCAGAUUUACUAUAAAAUGACAGAUGCUGAUAGACAGUGAAUAAGAUCACAUUGAAUAUUGUCAUUUGGCUAAUUAAGUUUUUAAAUUUCUACCAAAUUUCUAGGUAAACUUAAUUAUUGACAUGAACACUUAGCAUUUGAUUUAUUACUAUACUACUUAUCACAAUUAGCUGUGAUUUAUUGGGAGAUAUUUGUUUCCAGAGAAUGAUUUUCAUUUAAAAUUAUGAGUCUGAUUUUACUUUUCGUGCGAGUUAUAAACGUCAUUUUUACGAUUCUAAAAUGACUUUAGAUAAAUUUAAUUUCUCAUGGUUAUUCAUAUGUUUGAUGCUAGCAAUGUGUUUGUAUUAUGCUGUAAGUGUAUUUAUUGUUUUGUACACAGAAAACAGAAUAACGAAAUAAAAGUUUUACGCAAUAUGUAUAACACCAAACAUAAAUUGAAAGAGUGACAAUUGAUUUAUGGGAUAUCGUCAGCAUUGUUUAUCUAUAACCACUGUAAAUAGCUUGAAAUGGUACCUAAGGAUAACUUCAACACCAAAAUAUCUGUAUAAACGGUUUAAUUUGAUAUGUAUAAAGCACAAUAAUCUUAUGACAAAACUGUUAUAUGAGGUUUUCGUUAAUCCAUGUUCCAACAAGUUUCACAAAGAGUAAAAAUAUAGAAAGAUGGGUGCUCAUGAUGUCCCUCAUUUAGAAUUCAUGUUACUCAUUAUGUGAAUAGAAAAUGCCCCGCAUAUGCGAUACAAAAAAUUCGUUUUACGCGUAUGUGUUCUAUUCGCAAAUAGUACACAAUUUCACAUUGUUUUGUACAUAAUGAUCUAUAAUAAUGAAUAGUUUUUUGUGUUUAUUAUUAGAACAUUGCAUUGUCAGCAAGUCACUAGUACGUUAAGAACAAAUUGUAACAUUUUUUCUUGGCGAUCAGUUCCUUGAAAUAUGACGACAUACACAAAAAAAUAAAUUUUGAACACUC
This is a messenger RNA of Megalopta genalis, 4953 nucleotides long. Its product is annotated as cell division cycle and apoptosis regulator protein 1. The record is from RefSeq and is a predicted model, not a curated record. NCBI's taxonomy places the organism in Eukaryota, Metazoa, Arthropoda, Insecta, Hymenoptera, Halictidae. Gene Ontology annotation, cellular component: nucleus. Gene Ontology annotation, biological process: regulation of DNA-templated transcription.